This is a messenger RNA of Colletotrichum lupini, 447 nucleotides long. Its product is annotated as histone H4. Gene Ontology annotation, biological process: nucleosome assembly. Gene Ontology annotation, molecular function: DNA binding; protein heterodimerization activity; structural constituent of chromatin. The transcript has 6 exons. The coding region runs from base 1 to 447 and encodes 148 amino acids. The record is from RefSeq and is a predicted model, not a curated record. Gene Ontology annotation, cellular component: nucleosome. NCBI's taxonomy places the organism in Eukaryota, Fungi, Ascomycota, Sordariomycetes, Glomerellales, Glomerellaceae.
AUGCCGCCCGCGCCCGCAUUUCGCGGCGGCCCGUGGGCCUCGAGCUCCGGCGGCAAGCGCGGCACCGCUUCAAAGGUGCAUCAAGGCGGCAAGGGCAAGACUGUGUUGCAGAACGCGGGGACCGGUGCAAAGAGACACCGAAAAAUCAUGAAGGAUUGUAUCCGGGGUAUUACUAAGCCUGCUAUUCGUCGUCUGGCUCGUCGUGGCGGCGUCAAGCGGAUUUCCGCCAUGAUCUACGACGACGCUCGUGAGGCCCUGAAGACCUAUCUCGAGUCUGUCCUAAGAGACUGCGUGACAUAUGCGGAGCAUCGCAAGGCGAAGACUAUCACUAUUCACGAUGUCUUGCAUGCCCUGGCCCGCAAAGGCAAGCCUAUCUACGGCUUCGACCCCGAUACCUUUGUCGACCCGAAGUCGCGCAAGGCAAAGGCAGCAGCUAUCAAGGACUGA